Molecule: messenger RNA, 1639 nt
Organism: Aspergillus japonicus CBS 114.51
Lineage: Eukaryota; Fungi; Ascomycota; Eurotiomycetes; Eurotiales; Aspergillaceae
Product: WKF domain-containing protein
Exons: 1
Coding region: 141-1412 (423 amino acids)
Source: RefSeq, a predicted model, not a curated record
AUUCCUGUGUUGGAAAUUCGAAUUACGGGCCUUUGAUUGCUGCGCUCGGUGCUGCGACUCGGUCUGGCUUUCUUUUUUUUUUUUCCCUUUACGGAUACCAAUUUACGGAUUGAGGAUUGAGGAUUGGGACGGAGAUCGCUAUGACUGCUUCGGAAUUGGCUGUUUCGAAGAAGGAGGUGGAGGUGAAGGAGGUGAAGGAGAAGAAGGAGAAGAGGGAAAAGGAGAAGAAGGAGAAGAAGGAGAAGAAAGAAAAGAAGGACAAGAAAUCCAAGAAGGCCAGCACGGACGAGCGCGACGACGCCGUGAGCGAGAAAGCAGACACCAAGAAGCAAUCGAAAAAACGACGUCUGGAAGACGAUGACGACGACGAGACGAAUGCUGCGACCAAGGGCAAAUCUGCCGCGGAUGAGGAGCGGAAACAGAAGAAAAAGAAGAAGAGGGUCUCGUUCUCGGCGGACGUGAAGUUGGAGGAUGGCAGCGGAGAUUCGGAGGCGGAGGGUAUGGAGGUCGAUGGACAGGAGCAACAACAACAAGAGGGACAACAGCAGCAAUCAGAGGCAAACGGCGCUGCAGAGGAGAUGGAUUAUGAAGGAGAUGGGGAGGAGAAGAGGAAAAAGAAGAAGGAAAAGAAGAAGAAGAAGAAGAACAAGGACAGCAAGUCCUCCGCUACGGCUGCCGACGGCGGCGCGCCGAAGGUCCACGAGACGCCCAUCCUCUCCUACCUCAGUCUUUAUCACAACCACCGGUCGGCGUGGAAGUUUCAGAAGAACCGCGAGACGCAUCUGUUCAAGCAUGUGCUGUCGUUGGAGCAGGUCCCCGCGCAGUAUAAUGCUGCGCUCUUGGCGUAUCUGCAGGGGUUGAAGAGUGAGGGCGCUAAGUUGCGGUUGAAGGAGAUCGCGGAGGAGGUUGUCAAGGCGGAUGUGGAGGUGGAGGAGCAGGAGGAAGAAGAAAAGAAGAAGACGAAGACGACGCAAGCUGAGGAGGAUAAGACAGAAGGAGCAGAGGAGAGUGUCGAUGUGGCUCCUGAGCCCAGUUAUAAGAAGGCCGUCGCCUCCUUCCGGACGCUUCUGUCGGAGGGCAAAGAGAACCUCGAAGGCCUGGAAGGCACCGAGGGCCUUGACACUACGCAACUACAGAGGCUGCAGAAGAGACAGCGCGCUGAGCUCGUCCUCUGGGCUGUCACCGGUGCCCUGUUCAACCUCGAGAAGCCCAAGCUUCCCCCACGGAUGGCGAAGAAGAACCAAACGCCAGCCAAAAAGAAGAAGAAGAACAGAACCGCUAUCAUCGAGAUCUCCAGCAGCAGCGAGAGCGACAGCGAUAGCGACAGCGAUGAUAAGAAAAAGGCCAAGAAGCCAGCCAAGAAAGAUUCAUCCUCGGACGAGAGCAGCAGCAGUGAUAGCGACAGUGAUUAGUUGCUUGAUGCUACAUGUUCUUAUUCAACCUGAAUUAUACAGACUGGUCUCUGUGCUCUGCUGCUUCAUGCGCAUGACAACUCAAUUCCGUCCACAUAUGGUGGCUAUCAUAGCUCUAUAAUUUUGAGCUCAAAAGUUCUUGAUACCUGGUUCAAGCAUCUACGGUGUUGUAUUUGUUCUUUCGUGGUGUUUGUUAGCUGUAUAGACUUUCCGUAUAUACCUAGAAG